UGCGGCAACAGCGCCCUGAGCCACGACCUGCACGAGUUGGGCUACACCGACGUCACCAGCAUCGACUUCUCCCCCGCUUGCAUCGAGGCCAUGCGCGCCCGCUACGCCCGCUGCCCCGGCCUGCGCUGGGCCGUCAUGGACAUCCGCGCCCUCGCCUUCCCCGACGCCGCCUUCGACGUGGUGCUGGAGAAGGGCACCCUCGACGUGCUGAUGGUAGAGGAGACCGACCCGUGGGACGUCUCGCCCCAGGCGGCCGCCGCGAUGCACCGGGUGCUGGCGGAGGUGAGCCGGGUGCUGCGCCCCGGGGGCUGCUUCAUCUCCAUCACCUUCGCCCAGCCCCACUUCCGCAAGCCCCACUACGCCCAGGAGGCCUUCGGCUGGUCCCCGCGCACCCCAAAAACCAGCCGGCGCCUGGGAGGAACAGAAAGGAGCAGGCGGCUGCCGGCCUCGCCUCGCCCUGGCCCCUGGACCUGGCUGGCUCCUGGACAUGAUGAUGAUGAUGAUGAUGAUGAUGAUGAUGACGACGACGACGACGACGACACAGGCACAGGCUGGUUGGAAAGGGCCACCCUGUCAUGGGGCAGCCCUGUUCCUGCUGCUCUCUCGCAUCUAGACCCCACUGCUCGUCCUUUUGUCCGACACAAAGCUGGCUCCAGAGGGAAGAAGGGGCUGUGGGAGCAGGAAGCAGGUGGCUCUUCCUGCCCUGGCUCCUUAAACCUGUGCCGCAGCCCCUGA
Messenger RNA from Nipponia nippon (crested ibis), 735 nucleotides. The record is from RefSeq and is a predicted model, not a curated record. Lineage: Eukaryota; Metazoa; Chordata; Aves; Pelecaniformes; Threskiornithidae.